GACUACAACAACAUGGGGAAGUUCCUGAACCGUAUUUUGGGCAUGGAGGUCCAGCAGCAGAACGCCUUGUUCCAGUAUUUCUCCGACACGCUGGCAGCGGUUAUUCAGGAGGCCAAGAAGAACGGCAGAUACGAUAUGGGCAUUCUCGAUCUGGGCUCCGGUGAUGAGAAGGUGAAGAAGGUGGACUGCAGGAAAUUCCUAACGCCGGGUUACACCACGUCUGGACACGUAGAACUCUUCACCGUGGGUGUGGAGAGGGGGAUGUCGUGGGAGGAAGCAACGCAUGCUUGGGCGGAUCAGAACGGACCAGAUGAUGGUUUCUAUGUUCAGGUACGAAAAAGCGUGGGACGAUUCUCGCUCCGAAUUCUGCUCUGCGACCUUUAG
Molecule: messenger RNA, 384 nt
Organism: Plectropomus leopardus (leopard coralgrouper)
Lineage: Eukaryota; Metazoa; Chordata; Actinopteri; Perciformes; Serranidae
Source: RefSeq, a predicted model, not a curated record